GGAAGUUCUGCUUUUCUUUUCGCGACGCCAAUGUGAUCAGUAUCGGCGCCACCGAAUCGGGAUUAGCGCGACUGCGGGCGUAUCGCGCUAAAACGCGAUUUCACGUGAUUAAAUAUGCAUACCCAAUUUGCUGUGCAACUUUCGGUUUGAGAACUCAACGUUAUGUUUGGAUGUCUCGCUACAUAUGUAUAAAGUGAACAGUAUCCCGGCAUUCAAAACGCAAAAACUCGAGUACAAAUUACAUCAACUAUCCCUGAUGAUCCACACGAGCCCCAUAUACCACAAUGCGCUUGCUCAGCGCUUCCAGGGCCGAUUGGACACGUUAAUCGAACAUGGCGAUAUCAAGCCCUUCUUCCUGUGGCAUAUGCUUGUGCUGUUUGGUCUUCCGCUAUCGGCGUUGCUUGUGCUCCACCAUGAUGGCUCAAGAUUUAUACGGAGAUCAGUUUUCGCCCUGAUUCUCGGUGUGGCUUUUGAUUUGAUCAAAUACAGGCGGUCACAGCUAGGCGCGAAUGGCUAUAUGCUGGGUGUGUUGACGACAUAUUGGGUUAUCUGGUGUGCAGCGCUACUUAUAUUCAAUGAUGUGGAGAAGAAAUUCAAGCGGAUCGAGAGACGAACUGCUCCUGUGAAUGUGGGACCUGAAGACUCUGGGUUUAUCGACAUGGACAAAGAUGGUGAUGUAGACGGCUGCGAUGCACAAACCAGUGGCUCCGACGGUGGCUCAACUCCGACAGCCAACCAAAAGCCUGAUGGUGAUUCUGCAAAGAGACAGGGAUCUGAAGAACCCAAGAGUCAGAAAGAAGUGCUUGUAUGGCAGGCCUACCCGCGGCCCUUUCUACACCGUCUCAAUUGGGCAUUCGACCUAUUGAGCAACAUGAGAGGCCCACAAUGGAACUGGCGAGUUUCCACCAUGGGACCCCUGCCUGCAUCCGUCAACGCCCAACUAAAUCCAGGGAAACGAGAUACGUCACGGGAACUGAACGACUCUGAAGUCUUGGACGCUAAAACCCGUCUGAAGAUUGCAUUUGCAUCCUUUGUGAAGUCGUACCUCCUCUUAGAUCUCGUCAAGGUUCUCAUGAUGCGAGACCCUUAUUUUAUAGGCAUGGCAUCGCCUGACAUUCCGCCGCCGUUUCCGUUCAACUAUCUUAGCGACAUCCCAGGCGGCGUCACUUUAUACCGUCAUAUGUUGACAGGCUAUGGUGUUUAUAUCGCCUUGAGUUAUGGAACCUCAUUCGGCCCACCGAUAUUCCUCGGACUAUCUGUUGCCUUCCCCAACUUUGCACGGGCUAUAACAUCCGUCCCCCUCGACGCUCCUUGGCUCUAUGCGGAUACCUUUGGUCCAUUCUUCAAAUCUGCACUGGAACAUGGCCUUGCUGGAUGCUGGGGCCGAUGGUGGCAUCAGCUAUUCCGUGUGGGGUUCACGAAUGCAGGUCGUUGGAUCUUAUCUCUAUUACCGCAACGACUAGCGACAAAUAACAGUAUCCGGCGCGCCGUCAUAACAUUCGUCGCCUUUUCUCUUAGCGGACUUCUUCACGCUUUUGGGAGCCAUACCCAACUCGGAGACACGAAGCCACUUGGUCCAUUCAUGUUCUUCAUCCUACAGGCUGCCGGCAUCACUAUCGAAGAUACAUUCAAAAGGAUCAUCUUGCCAGUCCUGCUCCCGUUCAAGAUACGCCGAUGGCUACGUUGGACCGGAAACGCUUUGUUCGUGUACUUUUGGCUUACGAUUACGGGAGGAUGUGCGGCGGAUGAUUUUGCAAGGAGUGGUAUGUGGACUACGGAGCCUAUACCUGUUAGUCUAAUUCGUGGCUUAGACCUGGGUGUUCAAGGAGAGGGGUGGUGGUGUUGGAAGGAGCCUUGGUUCCGGAGGAUACAGGGUGAGCGGUGGUGGGAGAGCGGGUUGCAGGUUUUGUAGAAUGAGGAAAGACGUCUCGUUGGAUAUAGCAUAUAGAACUUGUU
Messenger RNA from Aspergillus glaucus CBS 516.65, 1956 nucleotides. Its product is annotated as wax synthase family protein. Gene Ontology annotation, biological process: lipid metabolic process. The record is from RefSeq and is a predicted model, not a curated record. Lineage: Eukaryota; Fungi; Ascomycota; Eurotiomycetes; Eurotiales; Aspergillaceae. The coding region runs from base 185 to 1912 and encodes 575 amino acids. The transcript is spliced from 2 exons.